Molecule: messenger RNA, 801 nt
Organism: Candidozyma auris
Lineage: Eukaryota; Fungi; Ascomycota; Pichiomycetes; Serinales; Metschnikowiaceae
Gene: MAM33
Product: Mam33p
Exons: 1
Coding region: 1-801 (266 amino acids)
Biological process (GO): cytosolic ribosome assembly
Cellular component (GO): mitochondrial matrix
Source: RefSeq, a predicted model, not a curated record
AUGUCUAGAACAUUCGUGUCGUCCUCCCUUCGUGCUGUUGCUCAAGCAUCCAGAAUUGUUGCUCCUCAGGCAGCUAGAAGGGUGCCACUUCUCGCCAACACGGCUCGUUCGUUUUCCUCCUCGAUUAUCCGUGCUAACCAGACCUCUGCUGCUUUGCUUGAUGUAGUCAAGUCUGAGUACAAGAUUGCCAACUCGAUCGACAACGAGUUGGCUCCAGACCACGUGCAAUACUUGAACGACUCAGGCUUUGAGGUUAUCCACAAGAACGGUGAGUCCAACGUGCAGCUUGCGAAGACAUUGGAGUCUGGUGAAAAACUCACUGUUUUCUUUGACAUUGACGAGGUCACCGAUGUCUCUUUUGGAUCCCCAGAAGCUCCAGAGGAAGAGGAUGCCGCUUCUGAAGAGCAGCUUGAGGAUGAGCUUUACCAGUACGACUCCACUUUUGCUAACGUCAAGGUUUUGGUCUCCAACGAAGCCAACAACAAUGGUUUGUUUUUCAACUUGAUGUUGCAAAGCUCUGAGGAGGAGUUUUUUGUUGACUACUUCAACUACAAGCCUGACGUUGCCGCAUUCUUGAAACAGGUCGAGGACAAGGGUACCUUCUUGGGUAACUUCGAAUACCAGGGCCCCCGUUUCUCCAACUUGGACGAGUCGUUGCAGGCCUCUGUGGAGAAGUAUUUGAACGAAAAGGGCAUUGACUCCGGUUUGGCUGACUUCAUUUUCGGCUACUCCGAGGUGAAGGAGGAGGAGUCUUACAGAGACUUGUUGAAGGACGUCUCGAACUACUUGAAGCAGAACUAA